GCGCACCUAACAGACAGCAAAAGGCCCACCAGAUGUCGUCCGCAUAUAUUAUUCAGCCAUUUUUAUUCCUUCAAUCCACCUCCUUUUCUUUUAAUUAAUGGCAACUUUCUUCUUCUCCAACUCCAAAUCUCGUCCCAGAAAACUUGCCACCAUUUUCUUCAACAUAUCCUCCCUCUUCCUCCUCUUUCUCUUUCUCAAGGCCUAUCUCUCUCCCUCCAAUUCCAAUCAUGCUCUCAACCGGCAUUCCCAUGGCCCCUCUGCGACCAUCUUUAACCGCGUUCGGACUCUGCCUGACCUCCAAACUAAUGCAUGCUCCGAUCUCCACGAGCAUUCAGACCACAGGUCAAAGUGUUCGUACGUCAAGGCCAAUCUCAACUGCAAUUCCAGAGGGUACAUAAAUUAUCUUCAGAUCUUUUACUGCAAUCUUGGGCAAUUUCCAGUUCUGGCUUAUGCUCUGCUUGCUUUAUGGCUCGUGGUAUUGUUCUAUCUCUUGGGCGACACAGCUUCGAACUACUUCUGUCAUUCCUUGGAAGCUUUGUCCGGUAUCUUGAGGCUGUCGCCGACCAUAGCAGGAGUAACAUUGCUUUCUCUGGGAAAUGGUGCGCCUGAUUUUUUUGCCAGUGUUGUUUCCUUCACGAGAUCCAGCGGCGGUGCCGUCGGCCUCAAUAGCAUCCUAGGAGGUGCUCUUUUUGUUACUAGCACUGUUUUGGGGAUUAUAAGUAUUCUGGUCAGCCCAAAGCAGGUUACAGUUGAUAAGGUUAGUUUCAUUAGAGAUGUGGGUUUCCUCCUAUUUUCUUUGUUCAGCCUAUCGUUGAUCAUUUACCUCGGUAAAAUCAACUUAUGGGGUUCAGUCUGCUAUAUUUCUAUCUACUUCCUUUAUGUUUGUGCCGUCUCAGUUCCUCAUUUCAUGAACAAAAGGGAAAAGAAAGAAGAAAUUAUUGCAGCAUUUUCAGACGACUUGGCACUGGCAGAGUCUGCCGUACCAAUGUUGGGCUUUGUAGAUAGUGAGAAAGGGAAAACAAAAGUAGCAGAGCAAGCAGGAGUUGCUGAAGAUGAAAUGGAACACCCGGGGAGCUCUGGAAAGGCUUCUCUCAGAUGCAUAUACCUAAUCAAGUUUCUGAGAGCACUAGAACUACCACUUUCAUUGCCAAGAAGACUAACAAUACCAAUUGUGAGUGAAGAAAAGUGGUCAAAGCCAUAUGCAGUGAUAUCUGUCACAUUAGCCCCACUUGUGUUGGCAGCCGUUUGCGAUACCCAACUGGUAAACGUGAAUAAAAAGAGCAACUUGAUCAAGUACUUGCCAGCUGCUAUGGUUGGUUUUGUCUUGGGGUGUACAACAUGGGUGAAGACGAAGAGCUCAAGUCCACCAAGAAAGUGUUUGUUUCUUUGGCUAGCAGGUGGAUUUGCAAUGAGUGUAUUAUGGAAUUACAUUGUUGCAGAUGAAUUGGUGUCCCUCUUGUAUUCAUUAGGACACAUAAUUGGGGUAAGCCCUUGCAUUCUAGGAUUAACUGUCCUAGCUUGGGGUAACUCAAUGGGGGAUUUGAUAGCUAAUGGUGCAAUGGCUCUAAAUGGUGGUGAAGAUGGGGUUCAGAUAGCCAUAUCAGGUUGCUAUGCAGGUCCGAUGUUCAAUACAUUGAUGGGUUUGGGGCUGCCUCUUUUUCUAUCAGCAUGGUCUGAGUAUCCAUUAUCUUAUGUGAUUCCUAAGGACCAAUCCUUAUACGAGACUCUUCUGUUCUUGACGGCGGGGCUGCUUUGGGCACUUGUGAUAUUGCCCAACAAGAACAUGAAAUUGGAUAAGGUUUUGGGAGCUGGCCUUUUGGCCAUUUACCUCUGCUUUCUCUUCAUCAGGAUCGCCUCGGCCAUUGUUGUUCUUAAAUUAUAGCGCUGCCUUGCCUUAAAAUGGUCGCUUUGUAUGUACUUCUCCA
This is a messenger RNA of Neltuma alba, 1925 nucleotides long. RefSeq names its product cation/calcium exchanger 1-like. Bases 98 to 1882 code for a protein of 594 amino acids. Gene Ontology annotation, biological process: monoatomic cation transport; transmembrane transport. Gene Ontology annotation, cellular component: membrane. NCBI's taxonomy places the organism in Eukaryota, Viridiplantae, Streptophyta, Magnoliopsida, Fabales, Fabaceae. The record is from RefSeq and is a predicted model, not a curated record. The transcript has a single exon. Gene Ontology annotation, molecular function: monoatomic cation transmembrane transporter activity.